GGCUGUGGCCCGGCUGUCAAUUGAUGUUUGAUAUGUUUACGACCGGAUAGAGGCUAUGGUACUGGGCCACUUGAAUCUGUGAGUGAAGAAGGACUUUGGAACAGUCAUAACCUCCUCUCUAUCAGCAGCUCAUUUGUGGGGGCUGAAAACUCUGUCAAGAGGGUUUCAUUGACUUGCACUGGUGCACAACUUAUAGAGGUUAGCUUAGCUUAGCUAGCUCUUUCUCUAGUCAGACCGCUCUUUGUGUCAUCAGAAGCCAGGGUUGCAAGUGAUUAUCCAUGCUGGAACCUUGUGCUGUAGAUGCUAGGUGCUGCAAAUGGUCAGUCGCAGAAAGCCAGUGAUUCUGCCCUUGUCAGUUCUAAGGCAGGGUAUAUACAUGAUAUAUUAGCAGCGGUGUUUGCUCCCAGGGACAACAGUGCUCUGCGGUGCUUGAGGCAGCGGCCACAGAUCAACCAGGGCCUUCCACAGUCCGGAGUCACUACUAGUCUUCAGUUGGUCAGCGGUGUUUGUUGUAGCAAGCCUUUACAGGCAUCCCAAGCAUAACUGGACUCCAGCUGAGCUGUCAGAGCUUUGGUCCUAACACUUUGCAUCUAAGUAGGGUAGUUGGUGUCCCGCGUGCCAUCCCUUGUGGCACUGUGUGUAGCGUAGCUAACCUGCUAAGGCUAAGUGCUGUUGGUCAUCGGUUUCCUGCUGCUACUGCAAGUCUCUACUCUAGCUCUGUGUGGAGCAACAACGGACGUGUUGCCUAUCCUGGUAGAUUCCCUAUUACUUAGUCAAGUACUCAAUCUGGAGAGUUUCAGUGCUCAGCAUUCUGUCUGGAGUGGGAAGGAGCAGCAGCAGUAGGUUGACAAGCUCUCUCACCGUGUGUGUCCCCCACUGCACUGCAUGCCCUCACCCAUACAGUCAUAGUCAGCAGGGUGACUGCAUUACUAGUGACUUCAGAUAUGCCCAGCAUUACUGUCCAGAUUCCGAGACCAGCAGGGAGUGCAACUGCUCACUUCCAACACCAUUCUCUAGCUAGAAGCCAGGAAUCUCACAACAGUGGAAGCAGCAGUAGGGCUUUGUAUUCCAGAGGAUGGAGUGCCACCAGCCCACCAGUGGACCAAAGUGGCAGUCCUGCAACUCAACUGCUUCCCUGCCAUCAGCAAAAGCAGCCAGUUGCAGCUUGUAACAGUACUGGUAGUGCUGUGUUGCGUUCAAGACCCGGUCAGAGGCGUACCAUUCGUGUGGAUUGCUCUGACCUAGCAGCAAACCUUGCUGCAGCAGCAGCCAGGUCCUCUGCUGCCGCUCCUCAAACUGCUGACCAGCGACAGCAGCAGAGGACAAUGGUGAGAGGCAGUAGCUGUGAGUUUGAUGUCUCCCAGUGCACUAUUCUUGCAAAAGGCGUGAUCAUUGUGGACCGCUCAGCAGAGCUCAGCAGCACUGGUGAUUUUGGCGGUGGUAGUGUGGGCAGGGAUAGAGCGAUGAACUGUGCGGGUUUGUGGAGAAAACUGCAGUGUCCACCGGCACGCAAGUCCAGUGGUUAUGGACGACGACAUGCAGGCCUGCGUAGGUCCAAGUCAGCACCAAGGAGGUGCAAAGAGUGUGACAAACCUCUAGUAACUGGUGGCUUCUUUAUGCGAGAUGACAACUUCUACUGCUCGUCUGACUACCAGCGGAUGUUCGGUACCCGAUGUCAGGGCUGCGGGGACUUUGUUGAAGGUGACGUGGUGGUUGCCCUGGACAAGACCUAUCAUCAGCGAUGCUUCAUUUGCCAUAGCUGUGGGAAAGGCUUUCCCCCAGGAGAAUCGGUUACCAUGCAAGGAGAUGAGUGUAUUUGUGAGAACUGCUUCAACUCUUCCAGUGAUCAGAACGAGAGGAGGUGUGCGGGUUGUGAGGAGGAGAUCAAGAGUGGUCAGGCAUUGCUGGCUCUUAACAAGCAAUGGCACGUCUUGUGUUUCCGCUGUCAACACUGCGGUGACAUGCUGUCCAGUGAAUACAUGGGAAGGAAUGGCCAGCCUUAUUGCGUACGUGACUAUCAUACGUUGUUCGGUGUCAAAUGUGCGGCAUGCAACUGCUUCAUCACUGGCCGAGUUCUGCAGGCGGGAGAAAACUUCUACCAUCCUCACUGCUCACAAUGUGUGAAAUGUGGCGGUUCAUUUGGUGAAGGAGAAGACAUGUAUAUUAUGCAUAAUGAUGUGUGGCAUCCGGAGUGUGGGCACCUGCCAAACCUGAGCGACUCCAGUGAGUCGGCAAGUCUGGGGUACGAGUGCACGGAACAAGGUGAGAAAGGUCGAGUUCCCAUGAAGAGUGCCAGUCCCAUUAGUGUCUCAUCAGCGGCCUCCUCGCCUGAGCCAAGUCCGGCUCAGAUGGCAUCGGAGAUUUCCAGGGCCACGCGGCUGGGAAGUAGGCGAAGUGUUGGAGAGGCUAGCGAUCGAUCCAGCGGCCGAGAAAGUGCAUCAAGUGGCAAGCUAUUCGACUGGAGAUCGCGCUACUCGGUGGACAGCAGCACUAGCAGUACACCCAGCACAGCGCACACCGAGUCACCCGCUGUAAAUGAGCUAAGAAGGCAAUCGCUUGCCAGUGGUGUAUCUUCAGUCAGCAGCAACCAAGGAAGUUCCCGGCUGUCAAAUUCAACAUCUGGGUCGAAACUGAUGUCGUCAAUGUCAACUGAUUCCGUCGAGAACAAUGAGCUAGCACCCGGAAGAUGGCAUCGGUCAAGUCUGGGUUCCGAAAGUAGACGCCGCCUAACCAAGGAGUUCUCGGAGGCUGAUGAAAUCUCGCCUAUCACCGAGGUGUUCCCAUUGGACGUCCUUCAAGGCGUGGAUAGCAUUCGGCUACCGAAGAGCGUUGAUCGCACCAGAUUAGAGGAGUAUUUGAGCGAGGAAGACUUUGUGAAGACAUUCGACAUGCCGCGCGAGGAAUUCAAGAGGUUGCAGGUGUGGAAGAGACGCGAGAUGAAGAAGAGAGCACGUUUGUUCUGAGCUGUGCGAAACAGCCCAGACCCAACCUUCAUCUAGUAACGUUGAGUUCACAGAUACUGAUAUGGCUAUCAACAUAACUUUGACACUUACGGAAUAUCUAGCUUCUUUAUAAUACUAAUAGCUCUCAGAGUCUGUAUAGAACUAUCCUACAAUCCCCAUGUGUAGUUGUCUUUGUCACUACGCUAUUGAAGAUAACCCGUAGCAGGCAUGCUUCGAUAAGACUUGAUCGGCCCUUUUGAGGCCAUAAUACACACUCUGUGCAAAGGCCGUGCCUAUUCUCGAUGCAUGCGUUGAGGACAUUCUGACAAUUAGAUAGCUUUGCGCAAGAAAGUCUAUUUUGUUUCUUACUUUCCACUGGUGUGGGUCAGAGUUUUCAAUAUAGCCUCACACUAUUCUCCCAAUGUUGAAGACCUACAAUGAAGCUAAGUUAGCCAAGGUAUUUUGGUUUUAUUUACCAGCUAUGUUUAUGCAGUACUAUUUAUACGUGAGUAAUGCGCCAAAAGUCUACCACGGCCUAUCGUCGUGGAUUACAAACAUUUCAAAUGUUUGCAUAUUAUGAACUUUGUGCAAAAAAUCAGCUGCCGUUUGGCUACCUUCA
Sycon ciliatum is the source of this 3561-nucleotide messenger RNA. RefSeq names its product actin-binding LIM protein 2-like. Lineage: Eukaryota; Metazoa; Porifera; Calcarea; Leucosolenida; Sycettidae. The coding region runs from base 945 to 2963 and encodes 672 amino acids. The transcript has 15 exons. Gene Ontology annotation, molecular function: actin filament binding. Gene Ontology annotation, cellular component: actin cytoskeleton. The record is from RefSeq and is a predicted model, not a curated record. Gene Ontology annotation, biological process: lamellipodium assembly; cytoskeleton organization.